CCGGAAACUACACUUCCUACCGAAUCUGGGCCUAAUGUCGCCGCCUUUGGGCCACCAGGGGGACAAAAUGACCUGGUGUCAUCGGCCACAGGUGCUGCAGGUGCUCUUGCUGGCUGGGCCUUCUCAUCUAUCAGUAGUAGGUUAGCAGCUAGCGACCUUUCAACAAAGAUGGCUACAGCAAGCUUGUCGUCCAACCCUCCUUCUCCCAUGCCCGGAGCAUUUAGCCCGGCUCGUUCGAGCUCACCGUCAGUUCAGACGCCGACCGUAUCAGCCCCUGUUAAGAAAGCGCCGACGACGAGUGCACCCAGCCGUAGCACAAAGGGCAAAGGCAUGGCCUUGGGCUCAAAACUAGGCACGAAAGGCAAACUUGGCAACGGGCACGCGGAUCUGAUGGCGGA
This is a messenger RNA of Acaulospora colombiana, 398 nucleotides long. NCBI's taxonomy places the organism in Eukaryota, Fungi, Glomeromycota, Glomeromycetes, Diversisporales, Acaulosporaceae. The record is from the annotation of a GenBank genome assembly.